CAAAUAUGGCGGAAAUCAACCGUUCUACGAACGCUGAAGAAGAAAAUGAAGCUGAAACGGUUAUAUCCAUGGUUGAUUAUCUUCAAGAUGAGGAAGACUUACAAGAUGAUGCUACUGCAGUUUUAGGAGAUAAUGACGACAAGAAUUGCUCGUAUCCGUUGGGUUAUCAGUCACGCCAGGCAUUGUAUGCUUGCAUUACCUGCAAAACCAAAGACAAUGCGACAGCCGGAGUAUGUCUUGCCUGUAGCUAUGACUGCCACGAGGGACAUGAGCUCUAUGAACUCUACACCAAAAGAAAUUUCCGCUGUGACUGUGGAAAUAGCAAAUUCCCAGAGCUGACUUGCAAACUUUGCCCAGAGAAGGAUGAAGUAAACCCAGCCAACAGUUAUAACCAGAACUUCAAGGGUGUAUACUGUGUGUGUGCCAGACCCUACCCCGACCCAGAGGAUGAGAUUGAGGAUGAAAUGAUACAGUGCAUAAUUUGUGAAGACUGGUACCAUGGAAGGCACCUGGGUGAGACAAAGCCCCCGAAGAACUACUCCGAGAUGGUGUGUACUGCCUGUAUGAGCAAACACGAGUUCCUCUGGGUCUACCAUGUCCAGUGCAAAGACACCCAGGUUGUAAAUUCAGACAGCAAUGUGGGGUCCGAUGUAGAGGUUGUCCAGUCAAGUACAAGUCAGGAAACCACUAGCUCUAACUCAGAGGUGUCUGGCUCAGCUAGUAAUGGUGUGUCCUCAUCGGCAAGUACCAAUAGUCUCUCUACAUCGGCAAGUACACAGAGCAAUGGCCUUUCAAGCUCUGCAAGUGUACAGAGCAGUGGGAGCAGCACAGACUUGCCAAGUAGUGAGAGGUCCAUCUCUCAGCAGACCUCCUCAGCUGUUGGAGAAAAUGACCAACAGGCCAGAACAAGUGGCACACAGGAAGGCAGUGGGUGUAAGCUUAAGGAACUGCAGACAAGAGAAGUUUCCAUUGGCAACAGUGCCAUAUUCUGGCCGGACAACUUCCGCUCUAAACUCUGCAAGUGUGAACAGUGCAAGGCAAUGUACAGGAGCCAGGGUCUUGAGUUUCUACCUGAUGAAAGUGACACAGUGUUGGCUUAUGAGAAACGGGGGGCCGCACGAGAGGGGAUGUCCUCACAACAUGACAGAGAGCAACAAGUUCUCAACUCAAUGAAUAGGGUCCAGCAGAUAGAGAUGGUCCAAGGGUUUAAUGACAUGAAGUCAGCGCUGAGUGAUUACCUGAAGCAUUUCGCGGAGAACGGGAAGGUUGUCCGUGCAGAGGACAUACGCGAGUUUUUCACCCAGAUGGAGCAACGAAAACGUCAGAAGACUGACCAUGCCCCAGCACAUUUCUGUAGAUAGAUACAUCUCCAUGAGAAUUGUCUGUUCUAGUUCCGCCAAUAUACUUUGGCGAAAUAAAAUGGUUAAUGUUAUAAUUAGAAUUUGAAACCGAAAUGGUUUUAUUCCAAAUGUUUUUAAAUGUUGAGUGUUUAAAGAGUUUUGUUCAAUAGGAAAUAUUGUUGUGCCAGGGGCCAAGGUUGUACAUACAUGUUUGAACAAAGAUUUUAAAAUAGUUUUGAAAAGGCUGCUGGUGCAUGCCUGACAAUUGUGAUACGUUUUUAUAUCAUUUGGUGUUUGAACAAAUUUUCAACAAAAUAUUUUUUCAUUACACUUAACAGUUCAAGUUUUAUUGUUUUAAAUGUUCGUACAUGUUUCAUUUUCUCAUAUUUCUCCUCAUCUCUUGCAUCAUCAUCAUCGUUGUCGUCGACGUCAUCAUCAUAUUCAUCAUCUUUGGCAUUUUGUGUUCAAUAUCGAACUCCAUGUGUUUUAUAUAUGCAAUUCAUUUGAAUAAAAUUGAUGUUUUUUA
Molecule: messenger RNA, 1866 nt
Organism: Mya arenaria
Lineage: Eukaryota; Metazoa; Mollusca; Bivalvia; Myida; Myidae
Product: putative E3 ubiquitin-protein ligase UBR7
Exons: 10
Coding region: 6-1361 (451 amino acids)
Cellular component (GO): cytoplasm
Molecular function (GO): zinc ion binding; ubiquitin protein ligase activity
Source: RefSeq, a predicted model, not a curated record